This is a messenger RNA of Chanos chanos (milkfish), 1387 nucleotides long. It is a transcript of the gene pa2g4b, whose product is annotated as proliferation-associated 2G4, b. The transcript is spliced from 13 exons. NCBI's taxonomy places the organism in Eukaryota, Metazoa, Chordata, Actinopteri, Gonorynchiformes, Chanidae. The record is from RefSeq and is a predicted model, not a curated record. The coding region runs from base 111 to 1295 and encodes 394 amino acids.
GGUGGGCCGAGCGGGAGCUGUGGAGGAAGCGUACGCGGUAACGUGGUUCUCUGGUAGCUUGCUAAUCGUUUCUACAGGGGGAGAAAAGUUGCUUGAGAGCCACCGAAAAGAUGUCAGGAGACGACGACCAGCAAGAGCAGACCAUCGCUGAUGACUUGGUUGUCACCAAGUAUAAAAUGGCAGCUGACAUUGCCAACCAGGCCUUGCGGGUCGUUGUGGAGGCGGCAAAAGCUGGUGCGUCCGUGCUCGCUCUGUGUGAAAAGGGUGAUGCCUUCGUCCUGACAGAGACGAGCAAGGUGUUCAAGAGGGAGAAAGAGAUAAAGAAAGGAAUUGCCUUUCCUACUUGUGUCUCGGUCAAUAACUGUGUGUGUCACUUAUCUCCUCUGAAGAGUGACCCUGACUACACGUUAAAAGAUGGAGACCUGGUUAAAAUUGAUCUGGGAGUGCACGUGGAUGGAUUUAUCUCUAACGUUGCUCACAGCUUUGUGGUUGGCGCGACCAAGGAUGCCCCGGUGACUGGCCGAAAGGCUGAUGUGAUCAAGGCAGCUCAUCUUUGUGCUGAGGCCGCUCUGCGUCUUGUCAAGCCUGGGAACCAGAACACGCAGGUCACUGAGGCUUGGAAUAAGAUUGCCCAGUCAUUCAAAUGCACGCCCAUUGAGGGCAUGUUGUCCCAUCAGCUAAAGCAGCAUGUCAUUGACGGAGAGAAGACCAUCAUUCAGAACCCCACAGACCAGCAAAAGAAGGACCAUGAGAAGGCAGAGUUUGAGGUGCAUGAAGUCUACGCUGUGGACGUGCUUAUCAGCACGGGAGAGGGGAAGGCAAAAGACUCCGGACAGAGGACCACCAUCUACAAGAGAGACCCCAGCAAGCAGUACGGCCUGAAGAUGAAGACUUCCAGAGUGUUCUUCAGCGAGGUGGAGAGGCGCUUUGACACCAUGCCCUUCACUCUCAGGGCAUUCGAGGAUGAGGGCAAGGCUCGUCUGGGCGUGGUAGAGUGUGCGAAACACGAACUGCUGCAGCCUUUUAAUGUCCUGCAUGAGAAAGAGGGGGAGUAUGUGGCUCAGUUCAAAUUCACUGUGCUCCUCAUGGCCAACGGGCCCCUCAGAAUCACCAACGGGCUGUUUGAUCCAGAUCUCUACAAGUCUGAGCACGAAGUCCAGGAUCCUGAGCUUAAGACCUUGCUGCAAAGCUCAGCAAGCCGUAAGGCUCAGAAGAAGAAAAAAAAGAAGGCUUCCAAGACUGCCGAGAACGCCACGGGCCAACCGACGGAGGGUGAGAACGAGGCCGCUGAGUAGUUGCCUUCUGCCACCACCACUGACGACGCCGCUGAUAGACCGAGCCUCCGGACAGCCCAAAGAACAGUUCCCCGUUUAAGCUCUUUACAACC